Molecule: messenger RNA, 432 nt
Organism: Rasamsonia emersonii CBS 393.64
Lineage: Eukaryota; Fungi; Ascomycota; Eurotiomycetes; Eurotiales; Trichocomaceae
Product: GMP synthase
Exons: 1
Biological process (GO): GMP biosynthetic process
Cellular component (GO): cytosol
Molecular function (GO): ATP binding; GMP synthase (glutamine-hydrolyzing) activity; GMP synthase activity
Source: RefSeq, a predicted model, not a curated record
GCCCCAGCGCAACCAUCAAAACCCACCACCAAUGUGGGAGGCCUGCUCGAGGGCAUGCACCUGAAGCUUAUCGAGCCUCUGCGCGAGCUCUUCAAGGAUGAAGUUCGUGCGCUGGGAACGAAUCUCGGAAUUCCAGAAGACCUGGUCUGGAGACAUCCGUUCCCCGGCCCUGGCCUGGCCAUUCGCAUUCUGGGAGAAGUUACUCCCGAACAACUGCGGAUCGCUCGUGAGGCCGACGCCAUCUUCAUCGAGGAGAUCAAAGCUGCCGGUCUCUACAGGAAGAUCAGCCAGGCCUUUGCAGCCUUACUCCCAGUCAAGGCGGUGGGUGUCAUGGGCGACAAGCGAACGCACGAGCAGGUCAUUGCUCUGCGCGCGGUCGAGACCACCGAUUUCAUGACCGCCGACUGGUUCCGUUUGAUGGAGAGUUCCUGA